CCCGGGAAGUUGUUCUUACUAGAGAAAUUCUUUAGGUUUAGGCUUGACCUGACUAAGGAUAUAGAUGAGAACCUGGAUGUGUUUAAUAAACUGAUACAGAAUAUCAAACAGGCAGGUGAUAAACACAUAGACGAUUACACUCCCAUAGUAUUACUUAAUGCCAUUCCCGACUCUUAUAAUGAUGUUAAGUCCGCUAUUAAGUAUGGUAGGGAUGAGAUUUCGUUAGACAUUGUUGUGAAUGGGUUAAGGAGUAAGGAAUUAGACCUGAAGCAUGCUAGGGGUAGUGCUAGUCAGUCCAGGGACUCCGGUGAGGCUAUGUUUGUUAGGGGUAGAUCUAAGGGUAGGUCUAAGAACUCUAAGCAAAAUAGUCAGGGUAAGAACGCCAGUCAGCCUGGGAGGAAGAGGAGUAAAUCUAGGAAGAGAGUGUGUUACAAUUGUGGUAACACUGGCCAUUUCAUUAAGGAUUGCCCCCACCCUAAGAAGACCGAGCAUGCUAGUGUAGCUGUUGAUAAAUGUGACCUUGGUGAUAUCUUGAUGGUUUGUGACCAUGUUAAUUCUGUGAGAAAUUCCCUGUCUGAGCAUGAAUGGUUGAUUGACUCUGGUUGUACCUAUCACAUGUCCCCCUUUAGAGAUUUGUUUUCUACUUAUGAAUUAUGUGAUAGUGGCUACGUUUCCUUAGCUGAUAAUAAGAGAUGCAAUGUGCUUGGUGUUGGUGAUAUAUGUCUGAAGUUUUCUUGUGGCUCUGUGUUUACCAUUAAGAAUGUGAGGCAUGUCCCUGAUUUGUGUCAUAACUUGUUAUCUGUUGCUGCUUUGGAGAGUAGUGGGUUACAGGGAAAAUGGGGGAAUGGUUGUAUGAAAAUCCUGAAAAACUCGCUUGUUUUGUUUAAAGCUGAGAAGGUGAAUAACCUUUAUGUGUGUCAUGCUAAACCUUUUGUUGAGUCUGUGAAUGCUGUAUGUUCUGAUAAGACCUCUUUGUGGCAUAAUAGGCUAGGACAUAUGAGCAAUAAGGGUUUAGAUGUCAUGCGUAGGGCUGGUUAUUUUGGUAAGGACUCUGUGACUUCUGUGCCUUUCUGUGAAUCAUGUGUGUUAGGCAAGCAGCAUAGAGUCAGCUUCCCUCCUUCCUCUUACCCUAAUCUGUCUAAGUGUUCGUCUGUGCUUGAAUAUGUUCAUGCCGAUGUUUGGGGUCCUGCCAGUGUUCCUACCCACGGGGGUAGGAAAUAUUUCCUUUCUAUCAUUGAUGAUUUCUCUAGGAAGGUGUGGGUUUGCCUUUUAGAACACAAGUCUGAUGUGUUUGUGAGGUUUAGGGAGUGGAAAACCCUAGUUGAAAACCAAACUGGCAGGAAGGUUAAAACCCUUAGGACUGAUAACGGGUUAGAGUUCUGUAAUAAGGAGAUGGAUAAGCUGUGUGUGGAUUGUGGGAUAAAAAGGCACAAAACUGUGCCUUAUACUCCCCAACAGAAUGGGAUAGCAGAGAGAAUGAAUAGGUCUCUGUUGGAUAAGGUUAGAAGCAUGUUAGCUACCUCUGGUUUGUCUAAGAAAUUCUGGGGUGAAGCAGUCACUACUGCUGCCUAUUUGGUAAAUAGGUCCCCGUCUGUCCCUCUUGGUGGUAAGUGUCCUGAAACCGUCUUUACCGGUAAGCCUCUUGAUCUGUCUAACCUUCGGGUGUUUGGUUGUGCAGCGUAUGCACAUCAACAGGGUGACAAGUUGGAUCCUAGGUCUAAGAAGUGUGUCUUCCUAGGUUAUCCAGAGGGGGUAAAGGGUUACAGGUUAUGGGAUAGGAACCAGGUAGGCUUUAAAGUGGUCCUUAGCAGAAAUGUGGUGUUUAAUGAAACUGAUUUUCCUUGCUUGACCGAGUCUGCUUCUAAUCCUGAGUCUAGGUCUGAUAGUACUCCUAGUGAGGUGGAGUCUGUCCCUGUUGCUGCUAGUCCUUUAUCUGUUGAUCCUGUUAUUACUGAUGAUAUUGUUAUGCAUGAUUCUGAUUCCUCUGAGCAUGAUAGUCCCACCACCUCGAGUGAGGUGGAGCAUUUGCAUGAUACUGAGCAUGAUUUGCAUGAUAUGGGUGCUGAAUCUGAUUUUCAUGAUAACAAUAAUUUGCAUGAGUUGCAUGUGGAGCCUAGUAGUGAUAAUUUGCAUGAUUAUCAACUUGCUAGAGAUAGGAGUAGAAGGGCUAUCAGGAGAACUGCUGAUAGUAUGCCUGAUUAUGCUUUCAUUGUGCAUGAUACUUCUAUGUUUGCAUUUUCUGUGUUUGAAUCCCUAGAGCUGAAUGAACCCAAGACCUACCGUGAAGCCUUAGGUUCCAAAGAGUCUCAGAAAUGGAUUAAUGCCAUGAAAAGUGAGAUGGACUCUUUGAGAGUGAACCAGACUUGGACCCUUGUACCUAGACCUCCCAACUGUUCCGUAGUUGAGUGUAAGUGGUUGUUUAAGGUUAAGGAAGAACCUAGUGAUGUUAGGUUUAAGGCUAGGUUGGUUGCGAAGGGGUUUACUCAAAAAGAGGGGGUAGAUUAUGCAGAAAUCUUUGCUCCUGUUGUUAAAUUCACCACUAUUCGUAUGAUGCUUGCUUUAGUUGCUCACCAUGACUGGGAAAUGAAACAAAUGGAUGUAACUACUGCAUUUUUGCAUGGUGAAUUGGAUAAAACAAUUUAUAUGACCCAGCCUGAGGGCUUUGUGGAUCCCAAGAGAAGUGAGCAUGUCUGUUUGCUUAGGAAGGCUUUGUAUGGCCUGAAGCAAUCCCCUAGGCAGUGGAACAUCAAAUUUGAUAAAUGCAUGAUAUCUUUGAAGUUCCAAAAAUCUGUUUGUGAUCAUUGCCUGUAUUUCAAGAAUACUUCCUCUGUGCCUGUAUUUUUGUUACUCUAUGUGGAUGACAUGCUGAUAAUUAGUCCUUCUCUGAAUGCUAUUAAAGAUGUGCAGAAAUGUCUUUGUGCGAAUUUUGCCAUGAAAGACCUAGGUGAUGCCAAGAGGAUCCUAGGCAUAAACAUUGUAAGGGAUAGGAGUAAGCGUACUCUUACUUUGAAUCAGAUUUCUUACAUAGAAAAAGUUUUGAGUAAAUUUAAUAUGUUAUCUGCUUCUCCUGUUAAUGUCCCUAUGGCAUCUCACUUUGUGUUAAGUAAGGACCAGUCUCCCAAGACUGCUCCUGAAAUUGAGAAAAUGAAAUCUGUGCCUUAUUCCAGCGCAAUAGGGUCGGUGAUGUAUCUUAUGGUUAGCACUAGACCUGAUAUUGCAUAUGCGGUUAGUUGCUUGAGUAGAUAUAUGUCCAACCCUGGUUUGCCUCAUUGGAAUGCUCUUAAGUGGUUGCUUAGAUAUCUGAUUUCUACUGUGAAGCAUGGAUUAAUUUUCUCUAAGUGUGCUAGUGGUAUUGAAUUGAUUGGUUAUGUUGAUUCUAACUAUGCAAAUGAUAGAGAUAACAGGAAGUCGACCACUUCUUAUGUUUUUACUUUAUGUGGCUCUUGCAUUAGUUGGAAGUCUCAACUACAGCCUAUUGUGGCCCUUUCUACCACUGAGUCCGAGUAUGUUGCAGCCACAGAAGCGUUUAAGGAAGCCAUCUGGCUCAAACGCCUUGUCUCCGAAAUUGGGUUUCUCAAAAAGGGAGUUACCAUUUUCUCGGAUAGCCAAUCGGCUAUCCAACUUUGCAAAAAUCCUGUAUUUCAUGAUAGAACUAAGCAUAUUGAUGUUAGGUUCCAUUUCAUACGUGAUAUUGUUGAUGCAGGUGGAGUCAAGCUGUGCAAGAUCCCGUCGGAGUUUAACCCCGCGGAUAUGGGUACCAAGUGUCUUUCUGCUGAGAAGCACUUGUCCUGUAAACGCGUGUUAAACUUUGAUUGUGGAUAACUGUGGGUUGCCUAAUAAAGUGUUUGCCCGUUGUGUCUGUUGAUAUUCCGGGUGACCCGGCGAUGAUGAGUCUUGUCACAACCUUGUAUUGUUACUCUACACCACCUAGGACCAAUAAGGUGGAGAAUGUUGGAGGUAUUGGUCCUACCAAGGCCUCCCUUCCACUUUAUUUGUUGAGGCUUGCACCCUAUUGUUUUACUCCCACUUUGGUACCUUUACCUUGGUAUUUUAUCUGAUCAAUAAUAUACCUGUUUGAGGGUUGACUUACCCACUUGGCUGGCCCCUCUGUGUUCUGUCCGCUGCAUCACUUUGUCUUGGCCUAUACAUGUGACUCUCCUUUGUAUUGGUAGCAUGUGAUUGUCUUUUGUCUAGCAUCACCCGUGAACCCCCUUGGCAGCCUAUUUGAAGUCCUUGCUUCUUCCCUUGUUGAAGUAGCCUGCGUGAGUGUUCUAUUGAGAGCAGUGCUCCCUACUUCUAUGUUUGCAUUUUCUGUGUUUGAAUCCCUAGAGCUGAAUGAACCCAAGACCUACCGUGAAGCCUUAGGUUCCAAAGAGUCUCAGAAAUGGAUUAAUGCCAUGAAAAGUGAGAUGGACUCUUUGAGAGUGAACCAGACUUGGACCCUUGUACCUAGACCUCCCAACUGUUCCGUAGUUGAGUGUAAGUGGUUGUUUAAGGUUAAGGAAGAACCUAGUGAUGUUAGGUUUAAGGCUAGGUUGGUUGCGAAGGGGUUUACUCAAAAAGAGGGGGUAGAUUAUGCAGAAAUCUUUGCUCCUGUUGUUAAAUUCACCACUAUUUAACAACAGGAGCAAAGAUUUCUGCAUAAUCUAGAGUGGAGAGAGGUCCUAAGUGGAGAGUCAAAAAUAGAGUUGUGUAGUAGCUUCCUCCUAGUGUGGUGUAUGUGAGUAGUGUGUAGAAAGACCUGAGCCGGAGACGGAAUCCAUACCUUACAGUAUCUCUUUAAUUUUCCACCAUUCUUAUUAGUUAACUAAAUAAGAAAAGUUUUCCUUAAGACUGGGUUCCCAAUGAGUGUUCUCCUUAGCCAGUUCAAUGAGUGUUCUCUAAACAAGUUUAAUACUCCGUAUGUAUUGGAUGAGUCUUCCCAUCCCGAAAGGUACAAACUCUACAGUACAAAGACAUUAAUCUCAAGUGAUGAACAACCAAGAUCACACUAAUUAAAGUGUACCUAAUCAAGACUGAGGCUGUUAAUUUGAAUAAACAUAAUAAAAUUACGUUUGGAUACGAUCUAGUUCAGAACAUGCAAACAAAAGUGUAAUAAGACUAUUAAUUUGAACGUGUCUAUCUAUAUACACACGCAUGUAUAUGUUCAAAUGAGGAAUGCACCUAAUGUGAGAUUUCAAAAUGAAUAUGAACCAUUAAGAUUUGACAAUUUUUGCAUUAAAACAGAUUCAUGUUGCACCAAGAGAUGUACCGAAUAAAAUUUUGAAAUAAUGACCCCGAUAUUACACCCCAUGUUUUCAAACACAAAAAUAUGAUUCUUUUUUAUUUCCCAAUAAACUGACCCAAAAUACUCACGCCCGUCAAUCUUCCCCUACGCCGUCUCGCGUUCUCUCUUCUCCCACAGAGCGUUCCGUCGCCAAACUCCAUAGAGCUCUCCUUCUCUCCGCUCUUAUCCUACCCCCUUCACCGAUUGACUAAGAUCUCUGUCUCCAUAUCCCCACAGAGCUCUGACUUCUAUUUCUUCUAUUUUUGUCCGACUGUGGGAGAUGCGAACGACCGUCCCCUUCGCCAUUGUUGAGCAGUGACGACGCUAUGGAGUUGUUUAGGAUUGACCUUUCUAUGGAGCACUUCAUCAUUGUCCUAGAUGGAUCCUGGAACAGUUACAUUUCCAGAUCUGGUGGCCAGCGGCUAGGGUUGGGCGAAACAGCGAAGGCGCGAUUGGUACAUCUACGACAUGUGGAGGACAGCGUUGGGCUCACCAAGUUCAAUGUCGUGCUCAAGGCAAUAGAUCUCCCAACAUGAUCGCCUAGGGGUGGGCGCGGUCCGGAACGGUUUGGGAAAUUAGUAAACCCCGUAAUGUAUCCGUGGGGUUUUCUAACGGUCCGAUACGGUCCGGUUCUAAGGAUGGAACCAUUCGGUACCGUGUCGUUUCGGAACGGUACAAAACGGUACGGUACAAUGCCAAACACAUGCUAAAAAAUUAGACAAAUCUUGCAAUUAAUAGAUAUCAUAACAUCAACCAACUCACAUGAAAUUGCGAUAUAAAUACAAGAAAUUGCAUACGUAGUACUAAAUUUCACAAACACACAAAUAGUGCAACAUAACUAAGAAAAAGUAGAGCAAAAGAUGAUACAUGAGAUAAAUAUCAUCUUAAAUUUACUAAGUCCAUGUGAAAAUAUAAAAAGAAUAUCAUCAAAUUGUUGAAUGUAAUAGAAAAAUUAAUCGUUCUUCUUCUUUGUUCUUGGUAAAAUAUUAGUUCUAAUUUAAUUUAUAGUUGAAUGUGAGAAAUAAGUUUUAAACCAUAUUAAUUAAGUUGUAAAAUUGUGCAAACAUGAUACUACAAUAAGUCAUAUACACUUAAUUACUAAAAAUGAAUAGUCAUUAAUAAUUUCUAAAACUUUAACUUUCUUUCAAUAUACAUAUAAACACACAUUUAGCUAUUUUAGGGACACAUUAAUACAUACUUGGGUUGGAAAUUGUUGGUCUAUAAAAUAGAUUUAUUGGUGUCAAAAAUAUAAAAAUUCAAAUGUAUUGUUUUUGAACGAUUUCCAUCAUUUGCAAUGGAGCCAAAGAUUCAUUAUUUUUUGGCUUGAGAAUAUGAUGGAAUAAAGCAAAAUGGCUCACUAAACUGUCUGCGCUUCUUUGUUAUGAAGCAACAGUCAGUCCAUGCAAUUUUGGACGCGAUUUUCACUAUGGGUCAUCCGGAAAUAGUCUCUUUGUGCUUUAGUACAGGGGUAAGACUGCGUACAUCCGACCCCCCUUACCCCACCGUAGGUGGGAGCCUUUGUUGCACUGGGGUAAAUGAGAAUGAAAAUGAAAAUGAUUGUUUUUGAACGGUCCCGUCCGGUAUUUUUCGGUUCUCAAAAUCUAUUACCGGUCCCGUACCCAUUUCAAACGGUACGGUUUCAGUUCGGGAUAAAAAUCUAUAGAACCGUUUAAAUACCCGAUAUUCGGUUCGGUACCAUUACGGACCGGUUCGGUAGCGGUUCGGUUCGGGUUUUAUGCCCACCCCUAGAAUCGCAUCGCCAACAUUGAAUCCCGGUCUGACCGAUGUGUAAGCUAAUGAUCUCCCUCAUUUUCUCUCUUCUCUAGAUUUGCAGCCUGUUGAAGUCUUUCUUUCUGAGAGUUUCUUUCAAAAAACGUCCAUAUUUGGGUAGUUUUUGCUUUUGAUUGUGAGUUUUUUUUGAAACAUAACUGAUUGUGAGAUUUUGUGCGGCUGUUUCUUUUGCAUUUCUUAUUAGACUAGCGUUUCCUCAAGCAAGGCGCGAGAGCUUUUGCCCAAUGUUAAAUCAUGCUCCUUUUUGUAAGUGUAUUAUAUGUGAGAUUGUUGUAAGGAUUUCUUAUAUGGUGUAUUAAAUUAUCCUAUACUUUUGAUGAAUUUUGUAUUCAAUUAUAUUCUCAAUUUACCAACUAUAGUGUGGGAAGUUUGCUUAUAUUUUUCAAAGUUAUGUGAUUCUGUGAAUUGUCUAUAUUUUUUCUUUUAAUUAUCAAAUACUUGUAUGCAUAAGGUCUUUUUAGAGUAGUGUUAUCCAAUAUAAAAAAUUAUGUGGAUAAUGAGCUGGUAUAAGUGUAGAUGUACAUGUUUGGGUGAACUUCGAUAGUAUAAAAAACUUUUCAGAUUAUCAGUGAUAAUCUAUGGGGGUACAUCAACUAUAGGGGUACGUCAUCUUCUAAUAAUACUCCCUCCCACCCGUCAGCAGUUGCCCAGAUUUUUUUUUUAAAAAAGGAGAAUUAAUUAUUAUUAAUGGCAUCAUUGUUCAAUACAUGGGAGAUAAAAUCAGGUGGUAAAUCACUCCGUAAAGUAAGACCGCAACGCUCUAAUAUCCUCUGCAAUGACACCCGCUAAAGAGACACUUGAGCCAUUCUGAAUUUCCGAUAUUGCCUUGAUAGCAUCUGAUUCCACAUCAAUUUUGUCCCACCCUCGGUCUUUUGCCCAAUUAAGGGCUUCCCGAAUCCCAACUAAUUCCGCUUCCCACGGGGAUAAUUGACCCUGCCAAGGCUUCCCAGCUCCUGCCACAAAUUCCCCAAAUUCAUUUCGAAUCAACCAUCCAAGCCCAGUACAAUUUUGUUUGACAGCCGCAUCGAUGUUUAAUUUUAGCCUCCCAGACAAUGGCCUUUUCCAAACAGCAGCGCUUCCUAUAGUCGGUCUUUCACGCGGCUGAGCCCCCUGCUGCACUGAAACCCAACUUUCAACAAAAGUCUUUGCCCUUACUAAAAUCAGUUUGUUUCCUGUACCAACUCCUUUCCAAAUUCUAUCAUUCCUUUCACACCACAAACCCCAACAAGCCCACACCAAUGCACGUAAGUCUUCCUAGCAGUUGCCCAGAUUUAGAAAAGGGAAUGUAUGUAUAAUAAUCCGGAGUAUGGUCGUUCCUUUUUAAUAGUCCCAAUAUAACAAAUCGAAAACUUUGCAAAUAAACUGAAAAGUAAUACUCCAUCCUUUUCUAUUAAAUUUUCUUAUUAUAUACUUUUAUAGAAAUAUUUCAUUACAUGCAUCACUUUUCUAUACACAAAUCAUAUCUUCUACAUAAAUCUUCUACUUUUCUCACCUUUUAUCACCUGUACAUACAUUUUUAUCUUUAUUUAAUUUCAAGCCAUUAACACUUUUUCUACAUUUUUUACACUUUCAAUUAUAUCACUUAAAAUUAUAAUAUUAAUACCUUUUCAUCAAAGAUAGCCAAACCCUCCAAAGCCUCUACCCUAAAUCUUAAUACUUAAACGAUAAGCUAUAUUAUAUAAUGUAAUAAUUAAAAAUAAAGAAAGUAGAAAGAAAUUAAAAUUACUAAAAUGGGAAAAUGGAAAGUUUAGAUCUGUAGAAAUUAGAUAGCAUACAAUACUUUUUUGUUGUGAAAAAUCUAGAAAAAAGCUCUAAAUUCUUAAUUUUUAAUCACCAUAUAUAUACUUUCUAAAAACAAGAAAAUGUAAAUUUGAAUAAAGAAAAAUAAUAAAAAAUCAUAUAUUUGUUACACAAUUGAGAAAAAAUGGAAAAAAAAGAAAAAUGAAAUUUUACCAAAAAUAAGUUUAAAAUUUCUAAAAACAAUGUUUUGAUACUCUGAUUAUUGGAAAAUUAUAAAAAAUAUUUCUACAUAUUACGAAAAUUGAGAAAUGAUAGCUUGGGUUAAUAAUAAUAAAAACAAUUAUAGUUGAGAAUUGAGACUGUUUGUAGCUUAUGCUUAGUUCUUAUCUAAAAAUGAUUUGCUAUACGAGGUGGUAGUUGAUGUGAAACUAAUUUUAGAAAAUGAUCUUUAUAAAUGGGACAACUAGCUCAAGAAUAAUUGAUAGGUGUGGGAUUAUUAAACGCGGACUGACAAUAGUUAAAAUUAUUAUUAUCAUUUUUCCUAAACAAAAGGUAAUAAUGAGAAACAAUGAAUAAUCAUAAGUAUUUCCAAGAGUAAUGCUAAUCAUUAAAAUUUAGUAAUGCUAAUCAUUAUAUAUUUUUUCGGUAUAUAGUGCAUCUUCCUCUGGAGCAAUAUUUGGUUUCAAUCCCUACACAACCUCUUCUAAACAAUUGGCAUGAACACGGGGCUGAUAAACUCUUGAAUAAGAGUUUUAGUAAAAAAAGCCCAUAAAGUGUACACUCUUGAGCAAAAUGAUACUAUACGGCAAGUCGGCAAUGAAUUCCACUCUUAUGCCGUUAAUCAACCCUAACUUAGUUUACUAACGUACUAACGGAAGUUAAGGGUAAAAAAGCCUUUGGAAAAGUAGGGUUCCAUCUUCUAAGAGCAAUGUACAACUAUUCAAACACAAAAUGUGUUGACACAAAUCAAGGGUACUAACACUUACUCACAAUUAUAAUGUUGUUAGAUUUGAUUUUGAUUUUAGAUUUGUGGAGAUGAAAUUUGCAAUUAGUUUUUCAAACGUUAAAUGACCGUUAACAAAUGAAUUUAAAAGUUUAUAUAUUUAAAUUAAUUUUAUUUCUUUUUAUUUUUAAUAAGUAUUGGAAAAAGUUUUAAAAAAUAUAUUUACGUUUAUUUUAAAUAAUUAAUAACACUAUCAUUUUUAAGAUAUCUACAUUGAUGCGAGUACACACAUAUAAAUUCAUUUAUUUUUAGUAUUAGUAAUUUAAAUAUGAUUAUUUAUUAGUUUUUUUAAAUCCACUCCAUUUAAA
Cuscuta epithymum is the source of this 10108-nucleotide messenger RNA. Lineage: Eukaryota; Viridiplantae; Streptophyta; Magnoliopsida; Solanales; Convolvulaceae. The record is from the annotation of a GenBank genome assembly.